UUUCCCUCUCUUUCAAACACACUCCCUUUCUCUCUCCUCUCCCUACGUUUCACCUCCGCCAAGCUCUCCACCUGAUCCAACCCGAACAUGGACCGUCCGGGACCCACGGCCCGGCCCCACGGCGGGGGCCGCGAGGACUGCUGGAGCGAGGUGGCGACGGAGGCCCUGAUCGAGGCGUGGGCCGACCGUUUUCUCCAGCUGACCCGCGGCAACCUCCGUCAGAAGGACUGGAAGGAAAUCUCCGACGCCGUCAACGGCCGCGAUGACGGCGGCGACGGAGGAGGAGAAGGAGCGAAGCCGUACAAGACGGACGUCCAGUGCAAGAACCGGAUCGACACGCUCAAGAAAAAGUACAAGCUCGAGAAGUCCAAGCCCUCCCCUUCCUCCUGGCGCUUCUUCCCUCGCCUCGAUUUCCUCAUCGGCGCCAACGCCAAGAAGCCCGCCACCGCCGUCACUCUCACCAUCAAAAGGCCCGGUCCAAGGCCCCUACCGCGUAAUCGGUCGCCGGAGAGCUCGAUCGGCGACGAGGAUGGGGACGAUGAUGAGUAUGGUGAUGGUGAUGACGUGGUGGUGAGGAAGCAUCGGACGGAGGCGGGGGAGUUGUCCGAUGGGGCGGCGGGUAGGGAAUUGGCGCGGGCGAUACUCAAGUUCGGGGAGAUUUACGAGAGGAUCGAGAGCUCCAAGCAGAAGAUGAUGAUGGAAUUGGAGAGGCAGAGGAUGGAGUUUGCUAAAGAUCUUGAAUUCCAGAGGCUCAACAUGUUCAUGGACGCUCAAUUGGAGUUGGAGAAGAUGAAGCGCCCCAAGUACGCCCCUGGUUCAGUGGUUGGCUUCAAAACAUGCUGGGGAUAUCAGCAAUCUCACCAAAAGGCACGUCCCAUUUCCAUAGGUUGGAAAGAAACCAAAUUUGUUGGCUGCUAUUUGCUUCCGCUGCUUGCUUUGUGCAUCUAAACUGCAGUACUCAAUCUUGUUUCAAGUUAUGCUCUAGUACUAAGCAGUCCAUGGCCUUUUGCAUUACUUUAGCAGGGAAGAAGUAACUUGAUGAACGAGCAUUAUCCAAUGUUCAUAAACUAGGUGCAGUUUGGAAACCUGUGGAAGCCCGUGUUGGAUUCAUAGGUACCCGUUCUCCUUGAUUCAUGUGCAGGCUUGCAAAUUCAGGGCUUUUGAAGCAGAAGAACCUAGUUCGCAUCGAUUGUUGUACUGUGUUGUGUACAUGGUUAGUUUCCCUCUGUAACAGAUUUGUGAGUCCUUUUGAAUUUUUGACAGAAAAUGUAACAUUAUCGCCUCCAUGUCCAUCGUAAGUAAAUUCUUUGGUUUCCCACGUUCAACUCUAA
Messenger RNA from Morus notabilis, 1331 nucleotides. RefSeq names its product trihelix transcription factor ASIL2. The transcript is spliced from 2 exons. NCBI's taxonomy places the organism in Eukaryota, Viridiplantae, Streptophyta, Magnoliopsida, Rosales, Moraceae. Bases 88 to 948 code for a protein of 286 amino acids. Gene Ontology annotation, molecular function: transcription cis-regulatory region binding. Gene Ontology annotation, cellular component: nucleus. The record is from RefSeq and is a predicted model, not a curated record.